AUGUUAAUGCGGUUAUACACGUUCUUCGUUGCCGCACUGCUUGCCUGUUGCGCUGCAGCCGGACCAUUGCAUCCCGAAUUACUGCAGCUUGUGGGAAAGUCAUGGAUCCCGGACUGGUGGUUUCCCUUUCCCAGGCCGUCCACUAGGGCUGCGACUACAACAACUACACCCGCGACAUCGACGACCGGACUAGCAACCACUACGACAAAGCCUACAACUACGUCGUCAAAGCCAGUUACUCCAACUCCCCAGCCAGCAACUUCAACAGCCCAACCUGCUAUCUCAUCGACUGCUACUGCUACUGCCUCCUCAGCCUCAACCUCCACCACAUCCUCUUCUACCUCUGCCUUCACCUCCACCUCCGCUGCCGCCCCGUCUACCCCCACUACUGUUGUACCGUUUGGUCAAGUCAUCCGGAGCUGCACUGUGAAGGGCACUGUUGCAAUCACUUUUGACGACGGUCCCUAUGACUAUACCAACAAGCUAUUGGAUAUCUUUGACGCAAAUGGGGCCAAGGCAACACUCUUUGUUAAUGCUCAGAACUUUGGGUCUAUUACAGACUAUAGCUCCGUGAUGCUCCGAGCCUUUAACACCGGCCAUCAGAUUGCUUCCCAUACCGCCGGCAUCAUAUCUGAAAUGACAAAGCUCGAUGACGUUCUGGCUACUAUUACUAAUGGAUACCGCCCGACUUAUAUGCGCGUGCCUUACUUUGCAUAUAGCCCCUUGGUCUUGCAGACUAUGGCCGACCUUAAGUAUCAUGUUAUCGAAGCUGAUAUUGACACCAAGGAUUAUGAGCAUGAUACUCCUGACGGCGUUAGUGUCAGCGUUGGUUUUUUUAGGGAUGGUCUAAACGCAGGUGGUAGCAUUGCGCUGGCUCAUGACGUACAUCAAACUACUGUUGAUCUCCUGAUCCAGCAACUCCUGGACGAGUUGAAACGGAGAGGCCUGAAAGGUAUAUUUAUAUCCAGUUAUUAUUUCUAA
Messenger RNA from Trichophyton verrucosum HKI 0517, 981 nucleotides. RefSeq names its product polysaccharide deacetylase family protein. NCBI's taxonomy places the organism in Eukaryota, Fungi, Ascomycota, Eurotiomycetes, Onygenales, Arthrodermataceae. The transcript is spliced from 2 exons. Gene Ontology annotation, molecular function: hydrolase activity, acting on carbon-nitrogen (but not peptide) bonds. Gene Ontology annotation, biological process: carbohydrate metabolic process. The record is from RefSeq and is a predicted model, not a curated record. Bases 1 to 981 code for a protein of 326 amino acids.